Molecule: messenger RNA, 1002 nt
Organism: Globicephala melas (long-finned pilot whale)
Lineage: Eukaryota; Metazoa; Chordata; Mammalia; Artiodactyla; Delphinidae
Product: homeobox protein ESX1-like
Molecular function (GO): DNA binding
Source: RefSeq, a predicted model, not a curated record
AUGGAGCGUCAGCCGCAGAGCAGCCACGAUGCCUAUGACGUCACAGAUGCAGCCAUUGCCCGCUUCUUCAAGCUGGGGGUCGAAGAGGAGCGGGAAGAAGCGAAAGAGGUGAAGCCCGCGGAGAUGUCGCCUCCCGGAGAAGGGGGAGAGGAGCAGAAGGCUCAGUCCGAACUGGAGCAGGGAGCAGCCGCGGAAGGGAAAGAGGCGGGAGACGAAGGAGAAGGAAAGGAAGGCUGCGAGGUCAGCGUCGGAGCCGCCGGCCCCGCGGACGGCGAAAGCCGCGAGGCCGAGGCCGAGGCGGGCGGCGGCGAAGGCGGAGAGCAGGGCGUCGAGGAGCAGCCCCCGCGGGCCGCCGUCGAGGGUCCUGAGGCCGCAGAAGGGCGGCGGCGCGCCCCCCGCGCCAGGUUCACGCAAGCGCAGGUGCAGGAUCUGGAGCACGUUUUCCAGCACACUCAGUACCCCACCGCGCUCAUGCGAAAGGAGCUUGCAAGACGCCUGGGAGUGACUGAAGCCAGAGUGUGGGCUUGGUUUAAGAGUAGAAGGGCCAAGUGUCGGAGACAUCAGAGGGCAGUAAUGCUCAGAAACGUGCCCCACGUGCCCCCGGUCCUCCGUGCUGCCGUUAGCGUGUGUGAACCCUGCCGUGCCAUUCUGCUUCAGGAGCUGGAUUGGGUCCACGUUUUUCUGGAGCAAGUGCCACUGGAGCUGCCUCUGCUGCCCGGGGCGCCCAUGCCACCCAACCUGCCCGUGCCACACAUGCCGCCCAUGCUGCCCGUCCCACCCAUGCCCCCCAUGCCACCCAACCUGCCCGUGCCGCCUGAGCCACCCGUGCCACCCAUGCCGCCCAGGCCGCCCAUGCCACCCUUUCCUCCUAUGCUGUUGCCACCUCCGCCCUGUCAUCUUCCACACGUGCUUCACUGUUGGUGCCCUCAUGUGGCAUCGCGUCGUUCCUUUCCAUUGGAGAUCCUUCAGCUGCCCGAACUUUCUAUUGAAUUGUGUCUGUGA